AUUCUUCUUCCAUCUCUUAUUCAAACCGAUUCUGCCGUGCUACGGGUGUUCCUGCAAGUCUGAAACCUUACGGCUUACAACGCAUCACAUUUGACCAGGAUUUCCGACGAGCUCAAAACACUGCAGGAUUUUAUUUUAAUUCAAAUAUUCUGUGAUAAUUAAAGAAAAAAUAAUAAUGUCUCAGAAUGUGGCUCCACAAAGUACUGUCUCUAAAAAUUCAACAAAUCAGGGUCCUCCAUUUGUUGACAGUAACACUGUCUCAAAAAGAUUACAAGGAGAGCUUAUGCGCCUCAUGAUGAAUCCAAACAAGGAAGUUUCAGCUUUCCCUGAAGGAGAUAAUCUUUUUAAAUGGAUAGCUACCAUCCAAGGUCCUAAAGAGACAGUCUAUGAAUCUUUGACAUACAAAUUGUCAUUGACGUUUCCCAGUGGUUACCCAUACUCUCCUCCAACGGUGAAGUUCAUCACUGAAUGUUUCCAUCCCAACGUGGAUUUGAGAGGCAACAUCUGCCUUGACAUCCUUGCUGGCCGCUGGUCCCCCUUGAUGGACGUACACGCUCUCCUCAUCUCACUGCAGUCACUCCUUGCUGAGCCCAAUGUUUCAUCACCUCUGAAUUCUGAGGCUGCGCAGCUUUGGCCCAACCAAGUUGCAUACAAGAAGCAACUUCUUGCGUUGUACGACAAAGCAAACCGCGAAGACAAGCCCGACACGAAAUAACGUCAGCUCAUAUUUUAGAAGAUACUGGCGCGUGGAGGCUGCUCGGGUUCGAGUUGCAGCCCUGUGUUUCUCCUGUGCAUGGCCGGGCAUUCCAUUCCUCCUCACUCACACUGAAAUUUCACCUUUGUGUCCAUAAUUUAUUCAUCUUCCAGCUUACAUUCAAUAAUAUUCUUUUAACCAGCCAUCUUAGCGUUUUCCGGUGUGAAAUUUCUCUCUGAUCUUGCUCCUCCGAUUCUUGAAAUAAUUUGUAGACUGAAUCGUUCUUGGUUGCGUUCCGUUUCUAAUUCGACGUCCCUCCUUUUUUCAAUGAUUUUAAACUGCUAGCAAUCUUACUUAUAGUUUUUUUACUUUUAGUUGUAGGCUGUAAUUUUAAUCUCCGUGUUCAUUAUUUAUUGCUGUUCGUAUUACAGACUACACAGUAAACAUUAUUUUACGUGACUUUUAACUACUUGCCUUCUGUGGAGGUGGAAGUUUGUUACAUGCGGAUGACUUGCUAUUAUUUUCAAAUUUCUAAAUUUCAAUUGUUUGUAAAAGAAACGUAUUCUCAUAUUAGCGUUGUAGCCACAAGUGUGGGGAAGUUCGUGUU
Hyalella azteca is the source of this 1301-nucleotide messenger RNA. RefSeq names its product probable ubiquitin-conjugating enzyme E2 C (gene vih). The transcript is spliced from 4 exons. The coding region runs from base 176 to 715 and encodes 179 amino acids. Lineage: Eukaryota; Metazoa; Arthropoda; Malacostraca; Amphipoda; Hyalellidae. The record is from RefSeq and is a predicted model, not a curated record.